AUGGUGCUCCCAAGCAGCUGCCGGCACCGGUGCUGCCCCGGCAGGAACAACGCCUGCUGGGCCCCCGCUGCCCGCCGCGCUCGCUGCUACUGCGACUCGUACUGCCAGAGGACGGGGGACUGCUGCCAGGACUACCUGGCCACGUGUCGCCGUGCCGGUGAGUGGCGAUGGGGGUGGCACUGGCCGGACCGCGGCUGGGGACACCAGCCUGUGCUGCUGUGCUCGGUGGCGAGUGUUUGCUGUUACCUGUUAGCCCCGUGCUUCGAGCAGUGUCCCAGCUGUCCCUUGUUUCCAUGCCGAAUGUCUGGCUGGCCCCGGUGCAGUGAGGGAGCCCGUGGCCUCUGGGCUGCAGGUGACGGUAGCGCAGUCACUGCGAGCCAGAGUGGUCAGUGUGGGACCCAGCAGCACAAGCCCCCAUGUCACAGGCGGUGCCUUGCACAGGGACGGGGAACCGGGGGCUGCUCUGAGGGUGCCAAACAGGACUCAUGGGCUUGGGGAGUGCAGAACCAGCCUGCCCUGGGGACCCAGAUCUGGUCAGGCGCUGGCCACGGCCCCCUGGACAAUUGCAGCAGUCAGCUCUUCCUAAUCUCCGGGGAGAUUAGCAGGGUCCCAGCUCAGCGCGAUGCACACAGGGAUGAAGUCCUGCGGGAGCAGCUCACAAUGCCCCUGCACUGGCAGGGGUCAGGGGAAAGGGGCUGCUGGGGUCACUCUGCCCUUGCCCUUCCUCCCCUCUCCAGUCCCCCGUGCUGCAUCUCCCCUGCUCUUUCCAUUGUUCGUGACACUGAAACUCUUUCUUUUCCCUCUGCUCCAUCCCUGGCAGCAGUGGGCUGUGCUGUGGGGCCCUGGGGGCCGUGGAGCGGGUGCAGCUCCCCGUGCGGGGUUGGCAGCAGGGCCCGCAGCCGCCAGGUCACUGUGCCGCCCCGGCACGGAGGGGAUCCCUGUCCCGACCUGAAGCAGCGCCGCGGCUGCCUGGGGCAGCACCCGGCCUGCGGCACGGCCAAAGAGGUAGCCAAGAUACUCCCCAACUCCUUCAGCCAGGACUUCAGAGAUCCCUGGCGAAGAGCUGGGCUGCCGCUGCCGGAGGAGCCCUCUGGGUAUGUGCGGAGUCGGGCCCCUCUAACCACCAACAACCUCAGCUCUGCCCCUAAAGCCGGGACCCCUCCUGCACCCCCGCUGCAGUCAUGGGUGCAGUCUGCACCCCCCAGAUCCAGGGCCUUUUUGCUUUUCCCAGCCAUUACUUUUCUCCCUGCCCCAAACCAUGGCCCCUCCCCCCUCCCCAGCUACUGCGGCUAUUUCCGCCUGACACAGGUGGGACCCCCGUGCCGCGGGCGAGCCUGGAGCCGCCGGCUGCACCGGGACAAGCAGGUGUGUGUGGAGUGCCGGGGGAAUCUGCCUCACCACCGUCCCCACUGCACUGGACACGGGCUGCAAGGAGCCAGGUCAUUUUGGGUGGCCACUUCUGUGGUGGGGUGCCAGGGCUCGUGGGUGCAGGAGGGCCUGCAGGAGGGCUGCAUCUGCUCCCCACCAGCUCUCAUGUUCGUGUAGGAUCCCCCUGGGAAGGUGAGCUGAGCCUCCCCACGGCCCCACUCCUUGCUGGGGAGGCGGGGAAUGAAAUAAAAAUGUAGUCUCUUUCAUAAUUUCACCCUCCUGCAGGUUUGCUGCUCACCCUUGGUGCCAGCUCCCUCUAUUUUCCAUUAAAUAUUUUGCUGAAGAAUGGAAAAACCCUCCUUAUAAAGACUAAAAAUAAGGGAAUUGUUAAAGUGUGGUGAUUAAUGGUAGAACAACAUGAUGAGGUUAAUUCUGGGUGAGAAGAUGAUGUGGCAGUGACAUGGUGUGAUGAUGUCACACUCAGCCUUGACAUCAUACUUUCAACUGGCAAGCAACGUGAGGAUGGAGGCAGCAUCCUUCCUCUUGUCUGAGCUCACUCACUGCAGUAUCAGGUGAGCCAUGCAGGGCAGUUCAGGCCUGCUGGGCUUUGCAGAGAGCAAAGUCUGUACGUGGGCGAUGGUGCUGGUGUCCAGUUCCAGCCGUGGGGUUCGGCCGCCUGCACUGGAAGGAAUGAGGCUGGGCUGGGCGGUGCUGCUGCCCUUCCCCGCUCCUCACCCAGCAGGACAUGACCUUGCUGGAGGGGUCCCAGCUUUGGGUGGUGGUACCACAGCCUGUGGUGGGAGCACGUGCCAUGCCAAGGCUGGAUCCUGCUCCAGUGCAAUCAGUGGCUGU
Molecule: messenger RNA, 2220 nt
Organism: Cyanistes caeruleus (blue tit)
Lineage: Eukaryota; Metazoa; Chordata; Aves; Passeriformes; Paridae
Source: RefSeq, a predicted model, not a curated record